AUGGCAGCGGAUGACUCGAGCGUUUUCUCCAGACUGUCUGCAACUGGAGAAGCUCGGGGGACUUCAGGUGCCAGGACGCGGUUUCGAGGGGCUGCCUCCGUCGGUGACCAUGCGAGAGGCGCCAAAAGCGCAUUUGCUUCUGUAUUUUCGUCAACACCCAGCCGUGGGCGUGAUGGGGGAGUUCGGGGUGGGCGAGGUGGUGGGGCAAAGAUUGCCGCUUCUAAAACAUGGGUGAAACCGACGGGAGACCACAUAGGGGCGGUGACACCCAGAGGCAGUAGGCGAGGUGGGAGGGGAGCGUCGAUGACUUGGGUGAGGCCAAGAAGUGGCACCACCCCGCAAGAGCUUAAGCUUCCGACACAUCGAGACGAGAGCGUUGCGAGACAGGCUCCAUCGCGCGGUAACAUCUCACAACAGACGAAUUCAGUUGCUAUUUCUCCAAUGUCGUCGUUUACACAGAGGCAAACAGCACUGACACCCACGCCUGACCACUCCUCUGACGCAGAUGACAGCAUUUUGAAAGUGUCUCGUGCCGAGCGAUUCGCUUCACAGCCUGUUCAUAACCGCUAUAUGGAGAUGAAAAAGCUUCGACCUGCCCUGAUGAAGAAGUAUAUUGCUGAGGGUAAAAUGGAUGAUCCAAAUAAGAAAUAUCGGCUUGAAGAUGCGCGUGAUUUUGUCGGAGAGUGUGAGGAUAUGUGUCCUGAGUACGAGCGUCACGAACGAGAGUAUCAGAAAGGGUUGAUGGAGUUUGAGAAGAUUCCAGGCACAGACCGAGUUGAUCACGCGAAAGCCGUUAAAAGAUAUCGACGUUCCGCCGCAGAUGAUGAAAAGCCGCUACCAUGUGAUGUGCGACCGCCAUCUGUACUGGAGCGAACGUUGAACUACCUGGUGCACGAAUUAAUACCAGAAUAUGACUUGCAACGCACGUACGGUUUCAUUCGUGAUAGGACACGAGCUAUCAGGAAGGAUUUGACGCUCCAGAAUUUACGCGGCCCUGAAGCCGUUGGUCUGUUUGAACGGAUCGCUCGCUAUCACCUUAUGUGUUCUCAGCGGCUAUGCGCAACGAUAGAUAUAAAGCAGGAAUAUGAACAGCUGGGAAAAACGCUACAAAGUCUGAUGGAAUUCUACGACGAUCUCAGGGAGGAGGGCAAAAGAAUGCCUAACGAGGCCGAGUUCCGAGCGUACUAUCUUUUGCAUCAUGCGUUCAACCAGGAUGUUCAAUCUAGCUUCGAGAGGAAAUUUAUCAAUGAUCCAAUUUUGUUGGAUCCGCACAUGCAACUGGCGAUCCGAUUAAGAAGCCUGUUACCCCGACUAGAUCUCCAUCACGAUGAUGAAGAUGAGGACUAUACAGAAGAAGGGGAUACCAUAGGAGAAGGCGGUUUCGAAGCAUACGGAUUAUUCUUCAAAAUCAUCAAGGAGCGAACUACCCCAUAUCUAUUAGCAUGCGCGGCGCACCCACACUUCCUAGUUGUCCGUCGACAUGCAUACAGACACAUGGACAACGCCCUGUAUGUUUUUCCUAAUGCAGUGGACACACUGACGCCGGUGGCAACACUCGUGGAACAGCUGGGUUAUGACAACGAAGAAGAUGCUAUCGUGGACCUAGAAUACUAUGAUAUUCCAAUCAGGGACGUGGAAGGACGAUGGUACGCAGAGAUUGGAAAAGUAAAAAUCACCGGAACUGAUGGAAAGUCACAAAUGGUCCCUGGGAAAUUCAAUGAUGCUAAGAGAGUUUCUCUUCAACCGCGGGUGGCAAAUCGACUUCUCGAAGGGAAGUUGGGAGAUGUCACGGACGCGGACGUUAUAGACGGCAAUGUACCUGAGAUGACUCAAGAAGUGCCCGACUACCAAGGGCAAUCAUCGGAAGUCGUUGCAAUGUCGUCCAUUCCAGGCGGAGUUCCUACUUUUGGACAAGUUGCUGCUACGACAGCUCGGCUGCCUAGUUCAUCCGUUGGAGGAGGUACUUUCUCAAAUGCUUUCGGUUUUGUCAACCAGCAACAGUCCGUCUUGGCAGGCCCGUCAAGCGGAUUUUUUGGACAAGGCGGUGCUUUCAUGGGACAAGCGAGUAUCGCUAGCGGUCAAGCGACUCGCAAGGUCGGACAAGGAGUCCUUCCCCUCCAUCCCGUACAAGUGUCGCAGUUGCCGUUCCCGUCACUUUCAUCUUCGAUAACCAUGUCACCCCAGUCACAAGCGGGUGCAUGGUCGUCUUUUGGUCAGCAGGACCAACCACCGCAAGCGGCUCCCACAUCUGGCGCACAUCUCAACAUACCCAAUUUAGGCGUGCUACAACAACCUUCAGGUGGUGGCCCACCUACGCCGGCCGGAUUGGUUACUCGAAAGCCUGACUUGGUCGAGCAACGAACGGACGUCGGCCUUAUAGUUUCCCCCUCGUUGACGGUUAUCCCCCUAGAAGCGCAAGCUGGUCCACAAUUACCGCGUGCCGAAUCCCAGCCCUCCGUCGUACCUUCCUUCACACCCCCUGCGGUUCCGACCCGACCCGAGACACCUCCAGAGCCCGUCAUUCCAGAGGACACUGAGCUGUUAGAAAGAGAACGUAAAGAGGCGGAGGCGCGCGCCCGGAUCGCACGCCAGAAGUCUGAAGCUUCAAAAUACCUAGCGGCUCGAAUACUGGCGGAAACAAUACACCAGUGCAUGAAGGAAUUGGCGGAAGAGGUUUCAAUGCGCGAAGAUAUUCGUGCAAAGUGGAGACUCUUUGCGCAUCGCCUACCAGCGCUUCAUGCUAAAGAACAAGCGAAGCGAGAGGCUGUGCGAACUUUCCUAAAUUUGGUGGGCUCGGAGGUUGCCCCACCCAGAGUCUCGUUCCGGGAGCAGGCUAAAGCCUUGAUGGGGACAGCAGGAACUGCCUUUACUAUGCUUGGGUCCGCAAAUAGGGACGAGGAGAUGGCGAGGGCAACGGAUGAGGUGGCUGCCCUUGAACAGCAACUGAUGGAGCGCAUCGACCUCGCUGACCUCACGUAUCCCAUACUGCGCGAAAAUCACAGCACUCGGGUUCAUGGCCAUACCCUUCACUACAAACUUUGUAUCACAACCCCCACCUUUCACCUCCUUUCCACCGAUAAGCAAAGGUUACCGAUUCAAUGGCUGAAAGCAAAGUUUGGCGGCGCGAACAAUGCAAUGCCGACUUUGGCCAACGAGGUUGGAACCGAGGAAUUGCAGCGGACACGGGUACAAGAUGGUGAAUGGGAUUGCUGGGCGGUUGUUCGGCAUGUAACAGAUGCCUUACCGGAGGAAGCUAUGAAGACUCUUCAUGGGAUUAAUGCGGCAAUCUUCCAAUUCGACCUUUUUGGAAGUGGUAAAGAUAAAGGAUUUUACUUCAACGAGGAGCGAUCUCGGUUCGUGAACUUCAUCAACGCUCUGCCGAAGCAAACUCUUAGAAACAAAAUACCGCUCUUGUUUGUGUAUUGGUCUGUUCCCGAAUUGCCACGUGCCGAAUUAGAGACCAGGGUUCGCCAAGCCUUUCAACUGAGCGAUGUGCAAGUCCAUGGGCCGAUAUCCGAUAUAGGGUGGCUGGAGAUUCAGUACACCGACAAGUUGAACGAUUUGAUCAAAGCUAAUGAAUACCUGGUGGAGGCAGUGGAGAUGUUGGUGGCAAGAUCGCAAGCUGAACCGGAGAUGAACUGGUUCGGAAUGGAUGGGAAAGACGUACUAGGAGAGUCAAUGCUUCGCAUUCAUUUCCGGGAACACUCGUACCUUUUGCAGUCCCGCUUUCCACACCGAAUGGCGCACAUCCCUGAACGUAAUAUACCUACCUUCAACACACUGAUUCGAAUGUACAAUGCUGCGAUGGAGGUAUAUGCUUACGUCCUGGCUGGACCAGACGUAGAGGGCCUCAACUAUCCUCCAUACGAGUUUGCCACACCGGGAUGCCCGCCGGUGGAAGGAGGAACGAAUGUUCCGUUGAAUUGGAAUUCGAUGGGACGACUGAAAGAGAUGAGGAUGAUGCUGGCACAGUUUGUGUUGCCACCUCUACGUCAGCAUGGCCGUUUUGUCGUGGAUGAGUACGUAGACCAGCUUGGGAAAUCACUGGAUACUAAUUUGAGAGGGUUAUGGUUGAUUUACUGCACAUGGAUAUCUGAUGUUUGUGAUACGGUUCCUGCCAUGCGGGACACAGAGCGACGCAGUCUCUUUGACGCAUUCAUUCAGCUUUUCGAGGGAUAUAGCCGAACGGCCGCUACAGUUGCUGUUCGAUUUCCAUUUGGCGAACUCGCCGAAGUCGUGACGCGGGCUAUCUUUAUUCAUCUAGACACGCAGUUUACCGCAAAGUUCCGAAUUGCACCCUACCCACGUCAGCUUGCUGUUUAUGCCUUGGAGGGUUUCGGAAUCGCGAUGACAAAGGUCAUUGACAAUUGGUAUCAAGAAGUCAUGGAGUGGUUGAGAAUAGAGGCGCCAGAAUAUGAGUCAGAAGAUGAGACGUCUGUGCGCGAAGAUGAUGGUGUUUCUGGCGAUGAUGUGAAAUUACCUUCCAUAUCUGAUGGAGAAGUCAGUCCGAAACUGAACAGCAUGGAUCUGCUGAAAUCGUCUCACAAGCGAGUGCUGCCAAGCGGCCUUGCUAAUGACGACGGUGAGAUGUCACCUCCCUCGCCAGCAAAACGGAAGCGUGGCGACGUACUCUUAGGGGAAGGUGAAGCAAAAAAACAACGACAGGAUGAGGUGGUCCUCGAGAAUACCAGAUCACAAACGCGCACCCCCUCACCUCGGCACUCCAAUGGUGUCGACCUCACUACGCUUCAGCAACAGCUGUGUUCGGCUUUGGAGUCUUCGAAGAAAACCUUGGCUAGAACACGACUUUUGGAAGAGCUCGAUUAUUUGGAUACGCUAACAGACAAUCAACUUGAUGAAGGCGACUUGCCGUCCUUGACUGAGGAGGAUGAAAGGGAGUUGGAGGACCUUCUUGCGGCAGGAGAGAGCGACUAUGGGCGAGCAGCAGAUUGGGGCAAUUUUUGUACAUAGAUUGACGCACUUUUUGUUUAAUAUUUUUUCAUGUUGGACUUGGUGGAUUGGUGAUGAUGGCUUUCCUG
Molecule: messenger RNA, 5039 nt
Organism: Spizellomyces punctatus DAOM BR117
Lineage: Eukaryota; Fungi; Chytridiomycota; Chytridiomycetes; Spizellomycetales; Spizellomycetaceae
Exons: 19
Coding region: 1-4971 (1656 amino acids)
Biological process (GO): mRNA export from nucleus
Cellular component (GO): nucleus; transcription export complex 2; cytoplasm
Source: RefSeq, a predicted model, not a curated record